Xenopus laevis (African clawed frog) is the source of this 2666-nucleotide messenger RNA. Its product is annotated as CD209 antigen-like protein C. The record is from RefSeq and is a predicted model, not a curated record. Lineage: Eukaryota; Metazoa; Chordata; Amphibia; Anura; Pipidae. Bases 936 to 1874 code for a protein of 312 amino acids. The transcript is spliced from 10 exons.
AACUGCUUGUAAGGAUUAUGCAUUACAAUAUAUGUAACAUGUAGAUUAUAGGAUACUGAUAAUACAUCUAAAUGUAAAGUCUUUAAAGCCUGUAUAAAAUUAGAGAGGACAUAUUUGGCCUUCAUUUUGAACCAUUGACCACAUCAUGAACCAUGACCACACUGAAUCCAUUCCCAUUGCACACCAGGGUGUGGAUGCUUUAUUGGCCACAAAGUGUGACAGGGUUAAAUGUCAGUAUGGGAUGGACAUACUGUACAUCCCAACCAAAUACAUCUACUGUAUUCGGCAUUGUUAAUAAAUAAAUUGUCUGGUUGCAUUAUUAUAGUCAGUUCUAAAGAUGGCUGGCUAAUGCUAGAUUAGUCAGUGAUCAGAAGAUUUUUCUGGAUCUUCAUGGUUUCCAAACCUUCUUUGGUAGGUACAAGUUUGGUUGGAUCGUUUGGUUUAUUUUGAUCAUACCGCCCAACCAUCUGCUAGAUAGAUUACACAAAUUUAAUUUAAACAUUUGGCUCUUUUUCUCACUCCAAAAAACAUAUCACACCAUUUCAGUUGAAAUGAAUGCAGCGACAUUGGUGCUAUAUAUGGUCAUUUCAAAACAAAGUGUCUUCCAUGGAUAGACUAUCUACAGAUGGAGAAGUGAAAGAAGUCACAGCUCCCUCACACUUCUGCUUAUAUCUACUAAACCCCCAUACAGAUCCUAACCCCACUAAAACAUCUCUUAAAGCAAACUUCAAAGAUUUCCCUCAUUUCCCAUGCCUUGAAACUUGCCUACUUAGCACCCUGUGCUUUGCUCUCACUUCUCUUUUCCUUUGUCUCGACUUUCAGUUUAGUUUCUUUGUCUUUUCCACAGGAAUCCGUAACUUUGCUUCAGAAGAGUGGCCAAGCUCGUUUAAAUUGGUGAGAAUUGUAGAACUUUGAGGACUAGGGUCUGGAAUAAGAUGCAGGACUGUACCUUAUCUGAGGAAAAGCAGACAGCUACUUGGCUCAAUUUUUAUGAAAACAAGUUGGAACUAGGGUGCAACCUACAGCCAGAUAAUGAAGAUGACUAUGCUGAUGUGGAUGUAAGGUCUCUGCCUCCGAUACCUGAUCGGCAUAUCCAGGAGCAUGCAACAAUAGCUACAUGCUGUGGGAAAUGGAGCAGUCGGCGGUGGCUUAUCCCGACCCUCAUUCUUCUUGUUGGUUUCAUGUUCCUGUUGUGGAUAAUCCUGAUUGCUGUGACUGCCACUUUCUAUGCUGCUAUUUCUGGUCAAAUGUUAGAGCUCAAGCAAAACAAAAUGGAGACAAAGAAGGAAUACUCUUCCCAAUUGUUAGAGCUCAAGCAAAACAUCACUGAGAUGCGGAAGGAAGCCAACUCUGAAAACAAUGCUAUUUCUUCCCAAAUAUUGGAGCUCAAGCAAAACAUUAUGGAUACAAAAAAAGAAGUAUUAUCGGAAAUGCUGAAUGCCCCAGUAAAGAUGAUGGAAGAGCGUCUCAUGGCAGAAAUCACAAAGCUUAAGGAAGACAUUAGAGGAUCUCUUAGGAAAUGCCCAGAAAGCUGGAUGUUGAUAGAGUCCAAGUGUUAUUAUAUUUCAACAACAGCUCUGACCUGGGAAGAGUCUAAAAAUGACUGCAUCAGGCGGAACUCUAACCUCCUCAUUCUGAGAGACAAAAAGGAAAUGGAUGAUUUACAGCCAUCACUGAGGGAUAAGGCGCUCUGGAUUGGGAUGAGUAAAAUUGGAUAUGUAUGGCUAUGGACAGAUUUGAGCAUUCCAAGCUUUACGCAGUGGGCUCCCAAUGAACCCAAUAAUGCUGGUUCCCAAGAAAACUGUGUAGAGAUCAAAGCAGGAGCAUGGAAUGACGUCAACUGCUCCAUCAAGAAACAUUAUAUUUGCAAUUAAAGCCUUUAACAUUCCAAGGCAUUUGGUAAUACAAAUAAAGUCCGGUCGCAGUCGUACUUGGAAAGUCGGUGGAGUCCAUUUGUACAGCUCCUCAACAGGAAAAAUAAAACUACAAAUAACUGAAGAAGCUGCAGCCAUACAUGUCUCAUGCUCUGCUUCAACUCGGCGAGGUGCUUAAAGUGAUCCACGUGAUUUUUUGAGGCUAGUGCUGCACCUGCUAAUAGUAAAUAAGACCCAAUUCUAUUUUCAUUUUGUAUUUUUCUUAUUUAACUAUAGGGCUCAUUUACAUCUGCAAGGGCAGUGAGCAAAGUGUAAUUUCAAGCACAGUCGCCAUGUUUUUUUCCCCCAAUGCAGCAUUUUCCCCAGAAUGCUAAUGUCACUGCAGUCACAAGGAGCGAUAUAACUUGCUAAAACUACACUGCGUCUACUGCAAUUCCAUCCAAUUUACCAAACACAUGUACUUAGUCGCAAAUAGUCCGAUAUUUGUGGUGCCUGCCUGGUGUCAGUGCCGAUGUUUGCUGCCAUUAUUUCUGGUGGUCGGUAUGCAAAUAACAUAUGCACCCUAUUCAUUUGGGGCGACUGAACUGUGGCGAUUGAUGAACCCUUGAGCUACCGCCUGGUAUUUUGACACAAGUACCUUUAAUACAAACGCAGUAAAAUUUGGGGUUUGCAACUGCAUUUGCGGAUGUACAGGAGCCCUUAUGUGUAACCAAUUUUUGUAUAACCAAUUCAAUUAAUGUUGACAAGGGCAAUAAAGCACAUUUAACUAAAUAAAAACAUUAUAAAACCUAA